This is a messenger RNA of Heterobilharzia americana, 398 nucleotides long. The record is from the annotation of a GenBank genome assembly. Lineage: Eukaryota; Metazoa; Platyhelminthes; Trematoda; Strigeidida; Schistosomatidae.
CAGAGUUCCUUGUUGCUUAUUCUUUCUCGUCAUCUGAUCUGAUCUUCAGUAUGGAGUGAGGGUAGGCAACAGCUGUUGAUGAGUGUCUGUAGUUUGUUGGAGAUCCUUUCCGUGACAAGCCAACUUUCUGAUCCAUAUAACAGCACUGACUCGACUGAUUCAGUGUUGAAAAUCCGGAUGUUGUUCACGCUUUAUGCUGAGUGGAGUGGAGUAGAUUUCCACACUGACUUCGGAUUAGUGAAGGCCUGUGUUGCUGUCUUUCCGAUCCUGGCUUCGACAUCGUCAUCUGUGCUUGUGCCGCCUGUAGUUGAGUCGAUGCUGCCUAUGUCUGUCUGUCUUUCUGUCUGUCUGUAUGUAUGUAUGUAUGUAUGUAUGUAGGUAGGUAGGUAGGUAGGUAG